UCUGAGUUUCAACCCUAAGCAACUACACAAAUACUGUAGCGGCAGAGGGGAUAUUUAAAACAAACGUGUCGGAUUUUUGUCGUGUUUGUGGGAAUUACGAGAAGUAGUUUUCGCGCUUCUCAUAGUGCAAUGUUACAGGAUUGCAAUUCAAGAGCAGCUCUUCGCGGAUGGAAGUCUAGUGGGAUCCGCUGUUAACGUGGCCAGGAUUUCUGGAGCACCAGUUGGGAUGUUGCGACAGAGCGCCAGUGGCGGCACCAAGCGCUCCCUGGGGAUUGCACGGCUCUCAAACUCGAACUUCUUCCCCCUGUCAGCUGGCACGGGGACUUGGGGAAUGGGCCGUGGUACCAAGAGCAACUCCCUGAGCAGCAUCAGCUCCAGCUCGGAUGGCCUGGAGAAUCCCGGGGUGGACCCUGACUAUAUAAUGCAGCUCGUCAAUGAUGUCCGCAAGUUUGCUGAUGUGCUUCUCCACCUUAAAGAGGCUUUUCGUGCUGAAGAAAAUCAAGACUGUUUACAUCAAGUGGUCCACGAGAGGCUGGGAGAACUGCUACGCGUCCUGAAAGCUGUCAUUGGUAAACACCAGACCCUCAACUCUGUGGAUAUUCUCAGUGCAGCUGGGACAGUCAUUGCCAAAAUCAAAGGUGAGAAACUGAGCCAUCACAUUGGAAUUAAUGACCUGGGUUUAAAGAGAACUCCAGGAUUCUCUUUAUUACAUGGUGGUUUCUUUCUGUUUUUUUUCUUUCAAAUUCAAAAGUCUUAUGAAAACCUGUCAGUUGAGUGUGGAGGAUUAGUUCCUGAAAAAGAUGAUCUACAGGGGCCCCUGCGCGCCAAGGAGGUCGAUCACAUGCUGCUCAAAAAUGACAGCGGGAUCGAGUCAGCACUUCUGUAUGCUAAGGCUUGGUCCAAGUAUACCAAAGCUUUGCUACUCCUCCUUAUAUACCUCAUCAGUUUCAGCCUCCCUCAGUUGAGAAACGGUCUUAAAAUGGGACUCUGGAAGUACAGUUCACAGCUGACCUUAACCGAGAGCUGUUUUUCAAAAACAGCUAGAUUGACUUUUAAGCGAGCUUCACUUUUUUCAGGUGAUUUUAAAAGAAGGCUUCCCAGAACCCCUUCUACAGGCACCAUGUCUUCUGCAGAUGAUCUUGAUGAAAGAGAACCACCUUCCCCUUCUGACAAUGAUGUUUCUUUGUUGCGGUUUCAACAAACAGUUCUCAUGUUUUAUUCCUGGCUUAAUAUUCCACAGCCCAAUCCAUUAUUAGCCAUUAAUGGCAUUGGUGCUUUCCGAGGUAUUUACCGAGUAAAUGGAGCAAAAUCAAGAGUUGAGAAGCUUUGCCAGGCAUUUGAAAAUGGGAAGGAUUUGGUGGAACUCUCUGAUCUGUAUCCGCACGACAUCAGCAAUGUGCUAAAACUUUAUCUCCGGCAGCUUCCCGAGCCAUUGAUUCAGUUUCGUCUUUAUAAUGAAUUCAUCGGCUUGGCAAAAGAGAGCCAGAAUGUCCUUAUGGAUGAAGUUGAUUCUACGCCGAGUAGCCCAACAGCAGACAAACGCCCUCCAAGCAUCGAGCUGAACAGAGUAAUCUUCAAAAUCAAAGACCUGCUCAGACAACUGCCUGCGGCCCACUAUAAAACAUUGCAGUACCUUAUAGGACAUCUCAACAGAGUGACAGAGAAAGCAGAAGAAAAUAAAAUGACGGCCAGUAACCUGGGGAUUAUCUUUGGCCCCACUUUGAUGAAGCCUCGACAGACAGAUGCUGACGUGUCCUUGUCUUCCCUGGUUGACUAUCCCUACCAGGCCCGGAUAGUGGAGCUGCUCAUUUUGCAUUAUGAGAAAGUCUUCGAUGUUCCUCUGAGUCCCCUGUCCAGCUCCCCACCUGCUGUAGAGAGCUUGCCAGUGGAAUUUAACCUAAAUCCUGAAGAAAAAGAGGCGCAGCUUAUGAGACACUCUAAGUCUUUAGUUGAUAUCAAAGAAAGCUCUAAAGUAUAUAAAAGGCAUUCAUCUAUAAUUCCAUCUACUCAUUUGGUGGAUGAGGUAAAAGAUGUGAAACACAAACCUGAAGGAAGGGAAUUUAUGCCCGCGAUGGUUCAGAUUUCGGAGAACCUCAACGGGCUUCCAUCAGAAUCUUGCCUUCAAGAGGGACAGAAACCUAACCUGGUGUUUAGCAGAUCGAAUCACGGCGCAACCAAAGUGCAAAUGCGAUCUCCGAGACCUAAGUUAACCGCACGGCCCAUUAGCAUGCCAAUGGAAAGACUGUUAAACCCUUCUCAGCUCAAUGAGAAGAAUUCGAAAAAUUUAACGGAGCAGGAUCAGAGUCUCACAAUAGAGGAGACUUCAGAAACGGUCAAGACUUUUUCCAGUGUGAGCACAUACUGCCGGAAUACUUACAUUGACACUCAGUCUUUAAGGAGGACAUGGGACAAGCAGUACAAACAUUAUGAUAUCACUCCCAGGACAGCUAUGAUUAUGGCAAACAUACCCCAAGAAGCUCCCAGUUCUUCUGGUAGCACUAUACUCCCCAAUAAGCCAUACACUAUUGCUGUAAGGCCAGGAAGGGCCUUAAAAAGAGAUGGGAAUAUCUUUGAUACAAAUUCCACAACCUCUGCCUUCAGAGCUCCUCGAACAUUGCAGCCUCCCCCUGGAACUUUUUACAAACCUCCUUCCGGAAACAAAGCUCUCCAGACUGCGGACUUGGUGCCAAAUACAUGCCCUGCCACAACAAACAGCACAGAGACAAGGCAGAGCCUAAAAGACUCUGCGAUUGCCCCCCCAGAGUCUGAGGCUACAUCCACUGUUUCCACUGCCCAGCCUCAGUCUCCCAGCUCCAGCCCUGAGAACAUUGGCCAAAGUGAAGCAAAACCAGUUUAUCAAAGAGUGAGGGCCAGGCGCCUGCAAGAAUUUGAACACAGGGAAGCACACUUUGUAUAAUUCUUUAUCCAAUAUUGCAAAGCUGCAAAUAUUUUUUUUUAUAAAUGCAAUUUGUUUGUGCCAUAUUGUACAUGAAAUGGAGUACUUUUAUUACCCCUUUCUGAACAUUUACAAAAGCUGUGAAAAAUGUACAAGUAACUGCGGAAGUGUUGUAUGUAUAAUAUAUUCCUUGUUAUCUUUUUGUUAUGCAAGUUAGUAUUGGACGGACCCAUAGUGAGUCCCAAGUUAUUGCCAGAUGCACUUAGCUUAAAAUGUGUGUAUUUAUUAGUUAUUUAACACUUUAGUUGCUUUCUUAAAAAAUGUUUUAAAAAAAACAUUUUCAUACAAAAAUACUCUUGACUUCCAUUACCAAUUACCUUUUCACUGGAAACUGUAAUUUGUAAAUUAAACAAAAUUUGUCAAAAACUAAAUUUGGCUAAGAUAUAUAAUCAUUUUUCACCCAUUUUAAGGAAACAUAUAAUAUUCUUUCCUUCAGGUGUGUGCAAUUGCUCAUUACUCAUCAGAAUCAUCAUCAUAAAUACAUUGUCGUAUAAAGUUUGUUUCAAAUGUUCAUGUGCCAAGGUUGGUUAAUUUUUUAUAUCUAUGUAUGAAAUGUCACUUUAACAUCACAUAUAUGAUGCACUUAUUCACAUUUAAAUGGACCUUUAAGAUUUGCCAGUACCUAUACAAUUUCACACAGUUUGAUUAUAAGGGAGUAGUAUUCCUGUGACUGACCUUGGAAAGCAGCAAGGCCUCAAGUCUCCAUAUUAUUUCAGUUUGAAUAUUAUUUUAAUUCUGGUUAGCAUGCAUGCAAACAUUUUAAAAACUGGGCCACAGUAAGUAUAUCAGAUUUAUAUUAACUUUAUCUGUAAACAUUUUAUGAGUAUUACGUGUGAGGAGUUUCUGUUGCAAAAUUAAAUGUAUUAACAUUAUUUUCACAAACUAUCCCUAAGAACAUACACGUCUUUUGUAAGUUAUUAAAAUUUAGAUGGAAACUCACAAAAGAAUAAAAGGUGUAAUGUCAAUUAUUUUUUGUUAUGAUUGCAAUGUACUGUAAAAUAACCAGGUAGGAAGAUUUUACAAAGUUAAGUUUUCAUUUUUGAAUCUUAAAUUUUAAAAAGAAAUGGGGCUUAUCACAAUUUGCCACUAACACUGGAAUUCAAGAGUUAAAAAACAAAACUAUAAAUAAUGGUAUUUUCAGACCUACACAAUAGUUGUUUAUUCUUUCAAUAAAAAAAAAACAUUGAAAUGAUAUUGCUUUUAGCAUAAACAACUGAGAGAAAUCAAGAUAAAAAACAUUGCAACUUCCCAAUAGUUUAUUAGUGACCGGUAUAAUUGACAAGCAUUUUUAAUGACGAUAUUGCACAUUGUAAUGAAUUUAUGUAUUUAUUUACUAUUUGGACUUUAAGUUCAAUUUUUUUUCAAUUCAGAUUUAUACUGGCCUUCUGUAACAUACUGACACAUUUUGUUCUACCCAUAGAAGUAGAAGUAGUUAGAAGUAGAACUAGAAGUAGUUAAUUACUAGAUAUUAGAGAGAUGUAUGAGGCAUUUAUGUACAGACAGUUCUAUAGGGUUAAAUCUACCAUAUUAUAUAUGAAGCACUUAUUAUACACUUUCAUGGUAAUGCAAUUCACUAAUUUAAAUCACACCUAACUAACCAUCAAUAUAUAUCCUCAGGAGAUGUACAGUAAAUAUAAACCAGCAUUUACUACAAUCUUUGCCUUUGGAGGAAACAAAAAGAACUAUUAUCUUUGAUCUUCAAUGGCAAGUGGUGACCGCAUGACCACACUUUGGAAGAAUUUCUCCUUCGUUAAUAUUUGCCUGUGAGUGUUUGGAAGACACUUCAAAAACUGCUUUGUAAUGCUUGUGUUUGUAACAAUAAGACAACAUGGGAAAAUGCCAAGAAAAGCUGCCUUUUGAUUUAAGACAUGGAUAUAUUACAGAACAAAGCAAGAAGUGGGUUAUAGUGGUAACAUUUAUCACUGUCAAAAGAAUAGUACAAAAAUCAUUACGUGAAAAAAAGAAAGGAACAUAUCUUGUACAAGUUAAUUUUGUAUUGAAGUUUUUAAUUAAAAUCUUUCUAUGAAAGG
Messenger RNA from Lepisosteus oculatus (spotted gar), 4986 nucleotides. Lineage: Eukaryota; Metazoa; Chordata; Actinopteri; Semionotiformes; Lepisosteidae. The record is from RefSeq and is a predicted model, not a curated record.